GAGGCUGAGCUAUUGCAGCCAGCACACCACGAACCUUAAAGCCAGAAAGACAGAGGGAGAAGUGGGCAAUCGAGAGUUCACAGCAUGGCCACCUGCCCCGACACCGAGUACUGCUAUUCGCACCGCGUCAGCCCUCUGGUCUACGGGCAACGCUUCGACAGUGAGCUUCGCAAGGGAGCAGCGCCCAACAUCUUCGAGUCGGUGAACCAGGCGGCUCUGCAACGCCUGUUCGAGCGAGCAGGAGACAGGAAAGCCGAGGAGAGGGCGAGGAUCAUUUCCACAAACCAAGGCAGCGAGGAGAUUACUCGAGCUCUGAUCGCACUGAAGCUCAGGAAGAGGAUGAAACUCCUGCAACUGUUCCACCUUAGCGGGAAACGUUUGCAGCUUCUCUCAAGUCCUCGAUAAAGAGAAAUGGACGGGAACGACGGAGACUGUCGCGCAUUUUGCUUUCACUGAAAGAGACAAAUCGCAGGACGCUCCUAAAGCUGCAGCAAAGGACGUUCUCGAGAAGAAACGACAGACAUUUGUUCUCAAAUGUGCAAAUCGUUUGCCUCUUCGAUAUUAUAGGUGUGUGAAUCGCACUGGGCAGCUCGGCCAAGGGCUCCAUCACAGCUUCCAAACGUUUCCAAUUUCCUUCUAAAAUCGGGAGGGCACAGUCUGGAGCUCUCAGUCAGAAGACGCCAAUUAGGCGGAAGGGGCUGGCGGGUAGGACUCAAGGACUGUCGAGAAACUUAGACGGGACAUGGUGUAUUUAUUGAUGGAACUUUGCAUGUGAUUACUCCAAAGCCAUCUUUAUGAACAUUGUUCAUGAUUUUUGUUUA
This is a messenger RNA of Stegostoma tigrinum, 821 nucleotides long. Its product is annotated as transcriptional and immune response regulator-like. Gene Ontology annotation, molecular function: Notch binding. The coding region runs from base 85 to 405 and encodes 106 amino acids. Gene Ontology annotation, cellular component: nucleus; cytosol. The record is from RefSeq and is a predicted model, not a curated record. NCBI's taxonomy places the organism in Eukaryota, Metazoa, Chordata, Chondrichthyes, Orectolobiformes, Stegostomatidae. Gene Ontology annotation, biological process: endothelial cell activation involved in immune response; negative regulation of Notch signaling pathway. The transcript has a single exon.